AGUUCAUAGGAAAAAUUCAUGUGUAGUGUUAGAAGUUGUACGUAACAAAGUUAAGAAUUAGAAACUAAUAUGGUACAACUAAUAUUGACUGCUAUAUUUGUAGUCUUUCUAUUUUACUAUUAUGCUAUAAAGCCCUUGAAUUAUUGGAAAGAGAAAGGAGUAAAGCAAUUAAAACCAAAAUGGCUAUUUGGAGACACUUGGACAACAGUUUUCCAGAAGGAAUCGAUUGGGGAAAUGCUUAUUAACCUAUACAACGCAGCUGGAAAAUCAAGGUAUCUUGGAAUAUAUCAAUUUACGACGCCCGUUCUUUUUAUUAAGGACCUAGACUUGGUAAAGCAAAUUGCAAUUAAAGAUUUUGACCACUUCAUGGACCAUAGAAGUGUGAUUAACGAAGACGCAGAUCCACUAGUUGCCAAAAACUUAUUUAGUAUCACAGGGCAAAAAUGGAAGGACUUACGGGCAAUACUCACUCCUUCAUUUACUGCCAGCAAACUUAAAACAAUGUAUCAUUUAAUAACGGAAUGCGGUGAAACUUUUGCCAAUUUCUUUUUAAAAAAGAAUCAAGAUUCAAUGGAAAUUGAGAUGAAGGAUGUUUUUCUGCGGUACUGUAACGAUGUAAUCACUUCGAUAGCUUUUGGAAUCAAAAUGGAUUCGUUGGAAGAACCUGACAAUGAAUUCUUUUUAACGGCAAAAACAGCUACUAAUUUUAAUGGAUUUUGGGUCAAUGUUAGACUGUUGGCUACUUUGAUUUUUCCAAAAUUAUGUACGUUCUUAGGUGUACCUCUCUUCGAUAGAUAUGUUCGACAAUUUUUCUUUAGUGCUGUCGAUGAAACAAUUAAAACGCGAGAAGAAAAAGGAAUAGUGCGACCGGACAUGAUUCACUUACUAUUGGAAGCAAGGAAAGAAAUGGCUCAGAAGUCGGAAAAAUCUGCAGUCCCAGGAAAAACUACUAUUCAAAAAUUAAGUAACAUUGAUAUAGCCGCGCAAGCAAUGCUGUACUAUUUGGCUGGUUUUGAUUCUGUUUCUACAACCAUGUGCUUUAUGGGUUAUGAGUUGGCACUAAAUCCGGAUAUACAAAAAAGGCUUAGAGCAGAAGUAGAAGAAACACUUAAAAAAUGCAACGGAAAAGUGACAUAUGAGGAAAUUGGCAAUAUGAAAUAUAUGGAUAUGGUAUUAUCAGAAACCCUACGAAAAUGGUCAGUUCCAGCUCCAGUAGACCGAGUUUGCACCAAGCCAUACACGAUUCCACCAGUAACUCCUGACGAGAAGCCUAUCCACUUGCAGAAGGGUUCGGUAAUCUGGUUCCCCUCCUUCGCAUUUCAUCGUGAUCCUAAUAUUUACUCUAACCCAGAACAAUUCGAUCCAGAACGGUUCAAUGACGAAAACAAAGAUAAAAUAAAUCCUUGUGCUUACCUUCCGUUUGGAGUUGGGCCUAGGAGUUGUAUAGGGCUUAGAUUUGGUCGUUUGGAAAUUAAAGUAGUAUUUAUUUACCUUUUAGCGAAUUUUGAACUAAAACCAUGUGCUAAAACUCAAAUUCCUAUAAAACUUGCUAAAAACCAGUUUGGUCUAGCUUAUGUUAAUAAUUUCUGGGUAAAUUUAAAAAGAGUGCAAAGUAAAUUAUGUUGAUUAUAUAAUAUAUACGAUUUUUAAUGCAAUAUUUAUUUAUUAAAAAUUUAAAUUU
Molecule: messenger RNA, 1681 nt
Organism: Diabrotica balteata
Lineage: Eukaryota; Metazoa; Arthropoda; Insecta; Coleoptera; Chrysomelidae
Source: the annotation of a GenBank genome assembly